AUGGGAUCAGUUGAACAACAGCAGUAUGAUGCCAUUGUUGUUGGAGCAGGCUUUGGUGGAUGCCAUGUCCUAAGGACAUUACGAGAGAGGGGCUACAAAUCAAUAGUUCUCGACAACGCAGCCGAUAUUGGCGGUGUUUGGUACUGGAACCGCUAUCCAGGAGCUCGCGUGGAUAGCAAGGUACCGCUGUAUGAAUUCUCGGAUAAAGACCUUUGGGGAGACUGGUCAUGGAGUGUCAAAUAUCCUGGGCAGAACGAAAUCCAAGAGUACUUCCAGCACGUCGAGUCAAAACUUCACCUGAAGAAGGACAUCAGAUUCAAUACCACUGUUACCACUGCCAAUUUCGAUGAUAUCAACAAUCAGUGGCAUGUUCAUACCAAUGACGGAUCUGUCUUUGUAUCGCGAUUUUUCAUUCUCUGCACAGGCUCAUUCUCCGAACCAUACAUCCCCAAAUUCGAAGGUUUGGACACAUUCGCAGGGCCGAAGUUCCACACUUCGGCGUGGCCCCACGGUGGGAUUGACUACAAGAACAAGAGGGUUGCGGUUGUGGGAAACGCAUCUAGUGGCCUUCAAACCAUCCAAGAAAUCGCACCGGAUGUCAGCCAUUUGACGGUUUUCCAGCGGAGCCCAACCUUUGCUAUACCCAUGCGACAGACCAAGUUGAAUAGCAAAGAUCAAGACAAGAGUAAAUACCCGCAGAUAUUCGAGAGCCGUAAGAACAACUUCGCGGGAAUCGACCGCCAGUUCAAUCCCCAAUCCGCUCUGGAAGUCUCAGAUGAGGAACGCACGAAGUUCUUCGAAGAAUUAUGGGAACAGGGAGGGCUCUUGUUCUGGCUAGCUACCUACCAAGACGUCAUCAUGAAUAAGGAAGCCAACAAGUAUGCCUACGCCUUCUGGCGCAGUAAAGUGCUCCCUCGCAUCAAGAAACCCGAGGUCGCUGAGAUCCUUGCACCAGAAGUACCUCCGUACUUCUUCGGAACCAAGCGUGCGACGCUCGAGCAGAGAUACUAUGAAGUCUACAAUCAGGACAAUGUCGUUCUGAUCAACACCCGUGAGAAUGCAAUCAAAUAUGUCGUUCCCCAAGGCAUCAUUAGGGAAGACAACACUUUCCACGAGCUCGACAUCCUGGUCCUCGCAACCGGCUUCGACUCGGUCACAGGCGGCCUCCUCGCAAUCGACAUCAAGGGUCUAAAGGGGCAAACCCUACGUGAAAAAUGGGCACAUGGAACCUGGACCUCCCUCGGUGUCAUGACGUCUGGUUUUCCCAAUAUGUUUUUCACUUACGGCCCCCAAGGCCCCACCACUUUCUGCAAUGGCCCUACGUGCGCUGAGCUCCAAGGAGAAUGGGUUGUUUCCAGUAUGGAUUUCAUGAGGGAGAAGGGCCAUACAUUCUUGAACCCGGAUGUGGGGAGCGAGAAGGCGUGGAGAGAGCAUGUUAAUAUGAUUGGUAAUAUGAGCUUGUUGCCCCUGACGGAGAGUGAGUAUAUGGGGACGAAUAUUCCGGGGAAGACCAAAGAGAUGUUGAAUUAUUUGGGAGGACUCCCAAGCUAUGUUCAGAAGUGCAACGACCUUCUUGCUUCUGGGUUUGAGGGGUUUGACAUUAAGUAG
This is a messenger RNA of Hyaloscypha bicolor E, 1608 nucleotides long. Its product is annotated as FAD/NAD(P)-binding domain-containing protein. The record is from RefSeq and is a predicted model, not a curated record. Gene Ontology annotation, molecular function: NADP binding; flavin adenine dinucleotide binding; N,N-dimethylaniline monooxygenase activity. Bases 1 to 1608 code for a protein of 535 amino acids. The transcript is spliced from 2 exons. NCBI's taxonomy places the organism in Eukaryota, Fungi, Ascomycota, Leotiomycetes, Helotiales, Hyaloscyphaceae.